AUGCACCUGCCGCCAGGCACGACGAAGCGGGCCCUCGGCCGGCUGCGUAUUGUGUGGUGCUGCGUCGUGACGGCCGAAAGCUGGCACGCCGUUUUCGUUGGUGCACCGAUUCUUUUCUUCGCAACUCUGUUCGUGACGGUUGUCGUGCCGCGCGGAGAGUGGCUCACGUACCUCUUCACAGCCUUUUUCACCGCCACAUCCGUCACGUGCCUGAUACUGUCGGUCACCCUCGACCCCGGCAUCAUCCCGCCUGCCUCGCAGUCGCAGCAGCCGGCAGAGCCCGCGGUCGUCCUCGUAAGCGGGAAGCCUGUUGUGUGCAAGGUGUGCCCGACGUGCCACAUCCUUCGGCCGCCACGCAGCACACACUGUCAGUUCUGCGACGUCUGUGUGGAGGAGUUUGACCACCACUGCGGUAUCCUCGGGAGCUGCGUGGGAAAGCGGACGUUCCGCUUCUUUGGCGGUUUCUUCAUCAUGACAAGCUUCCUCGCGCUCUAUGUCCUCAUUCGCUCCUUUAUUACCGUUGUGACGACCGAUUUUACGCUAGCAAACGACCAGUCGCAUUUGAUCUGGCUGGCUGCCUCUUGCAUCCUCUGCAUUUUCGCCGCGAUCAUAGGCGCCAUUCUGGUGAUCCCGUGUGCGGCGCGCUACGUUAUGCUGAGUGCCACCAACUCCACCGUGAAGGAGACGAUGCGCACCCAGCAGCAGUCGCAGUCGGGGAAGCAGCCAGGGGGCUGCCUUCCUGCUGCGGAGAUGCGCAGUGAUAACUACUGUCUCAGCCUCGUUCGCCGCCUGUUUAGCCCUAUCGGACGCAGCCGCAUCCCUUUCGACUACUACGUCUAG
This is a messenger RNA of Leishmania braziliensis MHOM/BR/75/M2904, 840 nucleotides long. RefSeq lists its product as hypothetical. The transcript has a single exon. The coding region runs from base 1 to 840 and encodes 279 amino acids. The record is from RefSeq and is a predicted model, not a curated record. Lineage: Eukaryota; Euglenozoa; Kinetoplastea; Trypanosomatida; Trypanosomatidae. Gene Ontology annotation, cellular component: Golgi apparatus; endoplasmic reticulum. Gene Ontology annotation, biological process: protein targeting to membrane; peptidyl-L-cysteine S-palmitoylation. Gene Ontology annotation, molecular function: protein-cysteine S-palmitoyltransferase activity.